AUGUCUCUUCGUUCUGUGACGCGAAGAUUGGACAUAAGGGCCCUGAGAAGGCCCUCGUCAUGUCCCAAUGCCUCAUUAUCACUUCCAAGAAUCAUACCUGUAUGGCAGGCAUGCCGGAAUGUUGCUUCGACACCGACUGCGGAAAAAGUUCUGUUCCCCGGCGCACUGAACAGCGAGUUCACGAACAACCUAGAGUUCAUGCGACCGUCUAAGAAUAAAGCCAUAUCCACCUUCCGGAUACUAGAUCAGUAUGGGCAGGUUUUAGACAAGGAGAGAGGCGUAGACACGACUGAUGAAGAGGCUCUGGGGUUAUACCAGAAUAUGGUACGCUUGAACAUAAUGGACUUGAUCAUGUUCGAGGCACAACGGCAAGGACGACUGAGUUUCUACAUGGUUUCUACCGGCGAAGAAGGCAUAUCAGUCGGCUCCGCCAGCGCGCUCAACCCUACUGACCCCGUCUUCUGCCAAUACCGCGAAGCCGGCGUCUUCAUGCAACGCGGCUUCAGCCUCGACCAGUUCAUGGCCCAGCUUUUCUCGAACACUGAUGACACCGGUCGCGGCAGAAACAUGCCCGUCCACUACGGCAGCCGCGAACUCCACAUCCGCACCGUCUCCUCUACCCUUGCCACCCAACUUCCCCACGCAGCCGGCGCUGCCUACGCCCUGAAACUACAGAACCAGCAAAACCCCGACGUCGAGCCCCGUGUAGCCGUCACCUACUUCGGCGAAGGCGCCGCGAGCGAAGGCGACUUCCACGCUGCGUUGAACAUCGCUGCGACAAGACAGGCGCCAUGUAUCUUCAUAUGCAGGAACAACGGUUACGCUAUCUCCACGCCUACAAGCGAUCAGUAUAGGGGAGAUGGUAUCGCAAGUCGAGGCGCAGGAUACGGCAUCGACACGCUGCGCGUCGACGGCAAUGAUAUCUUCGCUGUGCGCACCGCCACCAGAGAAGCGCGUCGUCUCGCUCUUACCGAUGGCGGCAAACCCGUCCUCAUUGAGAUGAUGGCGUACCGUGUAGGUCACCACUCCACGUCCGACGACUCGUAUGCGUACCGCCAGAAAGUCGAAGUUGAGGACUGGAAGCGCCGCGACAAUCCCAUCACCCGGUUGCGGAAAUGGCUGGAAGAGCGGGAUCUAUGGAAUGAAGAUGAGGAGAGGGAGACGAGGAGUCAACUGAGGAAGGACAUACUCGCGGCGUUCGACAGAGGUGAAAAGAAAAAGAAACCGAAGAUCAGACACGCGUUUGAUGAUGUGUGGGAGAACAUCACGGAUGAACAGAGGGCACACGUUGAGGAACUGAAGGACAUCCUGACGCGGUAUCCCAAGGAGUAUGACGUUAGUCAGUAUGAAGGUGGCCUAGAUUCAUUGGAUGAGCUGUUGGAAAAGAAGAGGUAG
Didymosphaeria variabile is the source of this 1395-nucleotide messenger RNA. RefSeq lists its product as uncharacterized. The transcript has 4 exons. Bases 1 to 1395 code for a protein of 464 amino acids. The record is from RefSeq and is a predicted model, not a curated record. Lineage: Eukaryota; Fungi; Ascomycota; Dothideomycetes; Pleosporales; Didymosphaeriaceae. Gene Ontology annotation, biological process: branched-chain amino acid catabolic process. Gene Ontology annotation, molecular function: oxidoreductase activity, acting on the aldehyde or oxo group of donors, disulfide as acceptor.